Molecule: messenger RNA, 839 nt
Organism: Tachysurus fulvidraco (yellow catfish)
Lineage: Eukaryota; Metazoa; Chordata; Actinopteri; Siluriformes; Bagridae
Exons: 5
Coding region: 43-429 (128 amino acids)
Source: RefSeq, a predicted model, not a curated record
UCAGGGAUCAGUAAUUCAGAGGCAUAGUGUGGAGGCUGCUACAUGCAUACAGAUUCAAGGAAGAGCAACAUGCUCAGGUUACUUCAUCAAUGCUUGAUAGCUGUGAGCUUGGCUGGGACCUUGAUGCUCCUGCCACGCUGCUGUGCUGCCAUUGUGGACAUACAGCUGGAGCCUGAAUAUGAUUCUACUCCUUUACCAGAUUACGACUACAAUGCCACAUUUGACUACUCUUUCUUCAGCAACAGCAGCACGGAAGAGCUGGAGAUAUUUUUAAAGGAAAAGGAAACUGAGACUGAUAAUAGUGACUUGGAUAUAACAGAUCUACUUUCCACUGUGUCCACAGACUCAAACGAGGCCUUUAGGACAGUAUAUUCAAGCUUACUGCUCAUGCUGAUCUUGGCUGCUCAUCAGCUGCUCGGACUCCUCUAGGACACACACUGCACAUCCCAGGACAUCAUCACACACAAACACAUGAGGACUCAGAGGAAAAACAGAGAUGGACAGACAACCUUAAUAGAGGACCAGAGACAUGGAAAACUGAGACUGAGGGGAAAAAAGGCACACAGACUUAAUCAAACAAGCAGACCUCACAUCAGAGAGGCAGCUAUAACUUGUUCUAGACUUUCACUGCUGUAUCAAUGUAAACAGGAGACACCACAAGACUCAAUCUCCUCUACAAAUCCAGAACAUACUGAAUGUAGAUGGAGAGGAUGUGUGAGACACACAGCUUAACUGAACUAUCCAACUGUGCCUUAUAAUUAUAGAACAGAGGGACAAAAAGCUUAUAAAGACAAUAUGGAUUUAUGAAUGUAAAAAAAUUAAAGCUAGAUAUAAAUGGA